AUGUUUCGAAUCACAAACCCGUUGCCUCCUAUCUUCCAGCACUUCCUUCGGGGAGACCUUGAGCUUGCCAUUUCUCCAGUUCUUCCGGCAACUCUCCGAAGCAACACCUUUGCCUUUCAUGGGACACUGCCUGUUCCAUCCCACAUUCAACCGCUUCUCCGGGGGCCAGAGCCUGGUCCCUUAGCACUUCUUCCAGCGUCCUCAUCUGGUGAUGUAAGUGUUGCCGAGAAUGCCCAUGCUAUCGUUGCUGCCGGGAAUACUACUGCAGAACAUCCAUCCGACGCAUCUUGGUUGGAGUGGGAGGAAUCCUUUGUUGCAUUCUUGGCCUUCUUGGUCGAGCCCCCAAUCCCGUCAUAA
Molecule: messenger RNA, 357 nt
Organism: Prunus armeniaca (apricot)
Lineage: Eukaryota; Viridiplantae; Streptophyta; Magnoliopsida; Rosales; Rosaceae
Source: the annotation of a GenBank genome assembly